AGUUGAAACCAGCUUGGGCAAAGAGCAGCGCUGCCAUGGCAGUGCAACUCGAGGGGGAGGCGACGCUAACCUCGGAAGACCAGCACAGCACCGAGGAUGCGGUCCUGGCGCUGUUCAAACAUGCCUUCCUAAACAAUGCCGCCCAGGACAUCUCCUUGCAGAGGGAGCUUCACCGCGCCUGGCUGAAAAAGGGCCUUGUGUCCCUGCCGCCGAACUUCGCUGGCCUGGACGCCUCAAGGCCUUGGUUCGUUUUCUGGAUCACCCACGCCUUGGAGCUUCUGGGUGAUUAUGACGAACCCCAUUGGUCCUACCAGGUGGCUGGCUUCAUAGCUCACUGCCAGGAUCCCACCGGAGGCUUUGCCGGGGGUCCGCAACAGCUGCCCCAUUUGGCACCCACUUACGCAGCGGUGUCCGCUCUAGUAGUUGCGGGCACGGAAGCAGCAUACAAGGUGGUGGACCGCAAAGCCAUGUACGGCUUUCUGAUGCGGAUGAAGAGCCCAGAUGGAGGCUUCAAAAUGCAUGAUGAGGGCGAGACGGACAUGAGAGGAUGCUACUGCGCGAUCGCCACAGCCUCCAUGCUGCACAUGCUCAGCGAUGAGCUGCUGGAGGGUGUGCCAGAGUACAUCAGCAGGUGCCAAACCUGGGAGGGUGGCAUUGCCGGAGAGGAGGGCCUUGAGGCACAUGGAGGAUACUCCUACUGCGGCCUCGCGGCACUUUGCAUUGCAGGCAAGGCCGACGCUCUGGACUUGCACAGCUUCCUGAAGUGGGCGGUGCACAAGCAGAUGAGCCACGAGGGCGGCUUUCAGGGCCGGGCCAACAAGCUGGUGGAUUCCUGCUACUCCUUUUGGCAGGGCGCCAUCUUCCCUCUGCUGCAUGAGGCCUUCAGACAGAAAGGCGGAAGCAUGCCGCUGCCUGACGACCACUGCUGGUUCUCCCCACAGCCGUUGCAGAUGUACCUCUUGCUCGCUUGUCAGCAUCCCAACGGCGGCCUGCGCGACAAGCCAGGGAAGUCUGCGGACUUCUACCACACCUGCUACGCGCUAAGCGGCAUGGCAGUGAGUCAAUAUGACGUCCAGGGCAACACCUCCAUUGUGGGAGACAUCCACAACCUUUUGGAGCGUACAGACAUUUACUACAAUGUCUUGGUGGAGAAGGCAGAGAGACGAAGCGCCUACUUCAACUCCCUGCCGCCCUUGGAAAUUGAUGGACGGUCCUUGCAAGGUGGUGAAGGGCCCGGCGCAGUUGCCUGGCGAAAGCGCGUGCUUGCAAGCAGACGUGUGCAGGAGGUGGACGCAUCGCCCAGUUCCGCCAUAGGCCGCAAGGGCGGCUAUGCAGGCGGUGACGUCGAGUGAGCGCAGAUUCGACAA
Molecule: messenger RNA, 1367 nt
Organism: Effrenium voratum
Lineage: Eukaryota; Dinophyceae; Suessiales; Symbiodiniaceae
Source: the annotation of a GenBank genome assembly